Molecule: messenger RNA, 7518 nt
Organism: Blepharisma stoltei
Lineage: Eukaryota; Ciliophora; Heterotrichea; Heterotrichida; Blepharismidae
Source: the annotation of a GenBank genome assembly
AUGUCCAGUUUGCAAAAUCCCGCUACCAAGCACGCUCAACCGGAUUCCAUGGCUAUUUACCAAGAAGUAAACCCAGAAACUCCUCAAAAGCGCCUUCGUCCUGCUCAUGCCUCUGAAUCUGACCUCAAAGAAAGCCUGGAAAAUCUUGACUUAAACUCCAGUAUCCGAUCCAAAACUCGAGCAGAGCUUGAGCAAAAGCUCUUUUCUGACGAGGCAAUCCCUCGCAAACAAGCUAAAAUAGCAUCUGACACUGAAAGCGAUGUCUCCAUGGAGCCCGGAGAAAUCCCAGAACACCUCGGAGAAAACUUUGACGUCGCUGCUGAGAUCUUUGGACCAGCCCCAGAGCCAGGCCAAGCUGAAGCAAGAAAAAUCGAAUUUGAGCCUUAUGACUACAUCAGCCAGUAUGGAACAGCAGAAGAUAUCAUGCUAAAGCAGCUUGACAUUCCGGAGCGUUUACAAAUUUCCCUAAAAAACCGCGAAUAUCCAACUGAAGCUGAGCUGAACUUAGAAGAAGAGUGGCUCUUGCAAAGGCUUCUUCAAAAGAAUCCUCAUGGGAUUAAAGGAGCAAUCAAAGCAAAAAUCCAUACUUUCUUGUUACUAUAUAGGGUAGAAAAAUAUGAAAUUUCUUUCAUAUAUAAAUACAGGCUCGAUGUCCUGAAGCCAGAAAUAGAAACUGAAAAUGACUUACUAGAGCUUUGGGCGUGGGAUAAAGAUUGGGGCUUCUUGUACUCAACAAAACAAAAUCUGCAAAAUUUACUUAAUUCAGCUGCAGCUAAUGGAGAUGCAUUAUCAAAAGGAAGGCCUCUGAAUGAUGGUGACAAAGUUUUAGUUUCAGAAACUCCUGGGAUUUUGCCUGACUGUGUAAGCGCACUGCUAAACUCUCAUUCAACAAAUGACUAUUUGCUAGAAAUAAAUGACCUCGAAGCCUAUAUAAAAGCUUAUGUAUAUACUCACCAAGAUGGAAGUAGAAUGCUGAGAAAAGCAUAUAACCCAGUCCAAGAGUCCAGAAUGAACAAGCUCAAUGAAUUCGCUGCAAAAGCAGGCCUAAGUCCUUCACAGAUCUCAGAGAAUCUAAAACAAAACAAACAAGUCCACAAACCUCUUAAGCCAGACCUGAAGCCACAAGGUUUAGCAUUCAAACUGCGCAGCCCUACCUUUUCAGAAGAAAUUCAAGUCAUCACAAAUGCUUGCAAUCUCAUGCAGGCCGAACUUUCUAAUUUCCCAGCAUUUAGGAGCUUCAUACGAGAAGAAUACAAAAAGCAUGUGAAAAUUUAUACAUCGCCAACUGAGAAAGGCAAAACAGUUCUGGACGUGUUUCACCCAUUCUAUGGAGUCAAGAACCUCGCCAAUGGUAAACCAAUAGACUCUUGGUCACCUGAGCUUUGGGGUCAAGCCUUAAAAUGUGAAAGCUCUGAUCUAAUAAAAAUUGAGUUCAAACUGCCAUGGGAAGACGCCAAAGAAGACAAGAUUUUCAACUUGGUUAAAGGACUCUACACAACAGUCACAACUGAAAGCGUCGAAUCAGAAUGGAACCAGUUCAGAACUGAAGUUUUGAAGCUCACAUUUGCACAGCUCUAUAAAGAGUUUGAAGACAGCUUCAAGAAACAACUGCUUUCAAAAAGUGAAGACUGGAUUAUUGAACAAAUUCAAAGCAAGUUUAGUGAAAUGCUGAAUAGGCCAAGCUACAUUGUGGAAGGGUCAAAUAAUCCAUGUGUUGUUUCUAUAGUAACUGACCCUGAUGUAAAAUUCCUAGGCCAGACAGCUGUGGUGGCGCUCAAAAGAAAUGGGGAUAUUAUUGACAUAGCUUUGCUCAACACUUUGAUGGUGCGGAAACCUGAAGAAUUGCAUGAAACUGACAAGGCAAGAUACUUACUCCCCCCCCCCCCCCUCCGUGAGCGAAACAAAACCAUUAGAAAAAAUCGCCAUUUUUUGACCCAAAAACCCACCCUCCGUGAGUGAACAAAAAUUUUUUUAAUAGAAAAAAAUUUUAAUGGAAAAAAAUUUGGAUAUAUAAGUGAUAAUUAGUAUAAUGAAAUCUAGAGCUAAUUCUGUUUAAUUUUAACCAAAUUGCGUUUUAAAACAUAAAUUUUGCAAAUUAAAUUAAUAUUUGCUUCCCAAUUUUUGCAAAUUAGGAUUUUUUUAAAUUUCGAAAAAAAAAUAUUUUUUAUAAAAUUUAUAUAUAAAUUUUUUUAAAAAAAAAAAUUAACCCCCCUCCGUGAGCGAACAAAAUUUUUUUGUUCGCUCACGGAGGGGGGGGGGGAGUUAAAAGAAAGAUCUCAAUUCAUCAACCUGCUUUUAGCCAGCAAGCCAAAUGCGAUCAUCAUUGGGGCCAACUCGCUGCAAAGCGUACAGCUAAGAAGAUCUAUUGGACUGCUGGCUGAAGCUUUAACUGUGGAUAGCUUUAACGAAAUGGAAAUUGGUGUAGAAGUAGACAAAGCCCAGCUUUUCAGCAAAACCCCUCUUAUCACUAUGGGAGAUACCAACAUCGCCAAACUCUUUGCCACAUCCCAAAGAUCAAUCAAGAUGUGUGAGAAUCAUAAAGUUUUGACCAGGAUGGCUAUUUCGCUAGGAAGAUCUUUGCAAAACCCUAAAGCUGAAAUUCUAGGCUUAUGGAACGACCCAAAUGAGUUGCAGAUCAAAUAUCUAAGUCUGCAUCCUUUAGAGUCCUUAGCUAAUGAGCACAAAAAGCUGGCAAGCAUGGAAAUUGUUGCUGUUUGCGUCUGCUCACACUCUGGGGUUGACAUUAACGAAGUCAUGCAUAAGCCGCAUUUAUAUGGACUUUUGUCAUUUAUCCCUGGGCUAGGACCUGUGCGAGCUUACUCAUUAAUAGAAAGCAUCAAGCAUAUAUGUGGUGGUACUUUGACUACAAGACAAGAAAUUCUUACUAAAAGAAUCCUCCCUCAGAGAGUCUGCGAAAAUGCUUGUGGAUUCAUAAAAAUCCCUUACGAGCUUGGAAAAACUAAUCCAUUGGACUCCACCAGAAUUCACCCUGAAUACUACGAGCUAGCUGCAAUAGUCUCAAAAAGCGCUUUAAACGACGAGCAGGUCCCUGACGAGCUUCUAAUCCACGAAAUCCUUAGGUCUCCUCAGAAAAUGCAAGAACUAGACCUUGAUUAUUACGCUCAAAUGCAGGCCGAAAAAGGCUUCAAAAACAUGAAAGAGACCCUAGAGUUUAUCGUUUCAGAGCUCAGCUCUCCAUUUGGAAACCCCAAAAAACGGUACUUUGAGCCAACUCCAGAAGAACUCUUAUACAUGUGCACAAAUGAAACCCCCAGCACUCUUAAGCGUGGAAGUGUAGUCCAGGUUAUGGUUCUUGGCUAUGACGAGCGUCGUGAAUGUUUAAGGUGUCUGCUAGAAUGUGAGCUAGAAGGGAUUAUCGAGCAAAGGCACCUUGUAGAAGGAAGGAUCCCUAAUGAAGCAGACCUGAAAAAAUUUGUGAAGGGUGGAAAACUCACUGCAAGAAUCAUUGAAGUCACAGCUAAGCUGCGGUCACAAAAAGACUUAUUCUUUAAAAUGAAAUUAAGCUUGCUUCCAGACGACAUCAUAAACCACGGCAAGUUUAUUAACCUCACUCUUGAUGAAGCCUUUAUCAUAGAAGAAGGCGACUGGACUGAAAAAACAGUGAUGGAGGACGAGCAGAAAACUGGCCAAAAAUACGUCCCAAGGGUAAUAAACCACUUGAAAUAUAGAAAUGUUGGGAUGAGGACUGCAUGUGAUGAGCUCUCGUCAAAAGAAAUUGGAGAUUUUAUAUUCAGACCCUCAAGUCGUGGGCAAGAUCACUUAACAUGCACGUGGAAAUUUUAUGAUUAUAUAUAUGCACAUCUCGAUAUCAUAGAAGAAGGAAAGCCAUCUGCCAAUAUGCUGGGAUCCAGAUUUCGCAUUGGGACUGAAGUAUAUGAGUCUCUGCAAGAUGCUGUUGAUCGCUAUAUAGCAUAAUUAAAAAAUGGCGUCUUCGUCUGGGUAUGGCCUCCGGCCAUACAGCCUCGAUACAUAUUUUAAUUAUAUCCGGCAAGGUUUUACCAUUUCAGAGAAGGACAGCGAUGCUAGGUAAGCAAUUCUGGUUGUGUGCAGAGCCUAGCCCUAGUCCAAUCUCAGAGGUGGAUUUUUCCUCAUGGGGAAGGAGGGUACGGAGUUGGAAAGGGGAAGCCCAGCAGAGUCCACUAGACCAAUCGGGCAACUCCCUAACGUGAAACUGGGCGUUACGUCCCAGGCUACGUAUUUUUCCUUUUUGCCCAUAGCCGACCAGAAAAUCCAUUUUUUUUGGUUUUCGAAAAAGCAACCCAUGUUACAAGUCAGUAGCUCAUUCAUGAGCCGUCGAAGCCGGAACACUCGUCUGGAGGCUCACCUAUAUUGUGUAACAAAGCAGGCCAGCCCGGUGGUCUGUGGGCCCGAUGCGGCGAAAGCGAGCGGCAGGUCUGGGACUAUGCCUACCCCGUAGUGGACGUAAAACGUUAUAAAUCGUAAUUAAGAUUAAGAUUAAGAUUACGCUGGGUAUUUAAGGUCCCUACUACGUCCGAGGUCGCAUGCCACGGUUUCCCGUGUGGUGGCAGAGCGUUCACCAAGCCGGGCCGAAACCCCCGGUUUCUCGGUAGAGGUAUUGUCAAGGGCCGUCUCAUACCGGCUUUGCUGACCACCUCCAUUUCCAACUUGGAUCGUCGCCUAAGUUUACGCCAACUCCGCUUCGUCGUCCGCCAGAUCUGCCCAUUGAAGGGCACCUUUUCAACUGGAGAGACCCCCGUUUUGGUGUCUAACUCGCCUCCCCUCUUUUCCUGUCAUCCCGAGAAAGAACUCAACAGCUUUCGCCAUUCGGGGCGAGCCACUAAAGCAGCUUACUCCCCCCCCCCCUCCGUGAGCGAACAAAAAAAAUUUUGUUCGCUCACGGAGGGGGGUUAAAUUUUUUUUUUUAAAAAAAAAAUUUAUAUAUAAAUUUUAUAAAAAAAUAUUUUUUUCGAAAUUUAAAAAAAUCCUAAUUUGCAAAAAAUUGGGAAGCAAAUAUUAAUUUAAUUUGCAAAAUUUAUGUUUUUAAAACGCAAUUUGUUUAAAAUUAAACAGAAUUAGCUCUAGAUUUCAUUAUACUAAUUAUCACUUAUAUAUCAAAAUUUUUUUCCAUUAAAAUUUUUUCUAUUAAAAAAAUUUUUGUUCACUCACGGAGGGUGGGUUUUUGGUCAAAAAAUGGCGAUUUUUCUAAUGGUUUUGUUCGCUCACGGAGGGGGGGGGGGGAGUUAGGCAGGUAAUUCACCCUGCCUCAUUUCGGGGCACUCACUGGGCUGAGCGCUGCUGGCAAAAAGAAGUCACGAAUAACUGCCCAUGGGUCUGGUCGCAAAAACAGCGGCUCUCGCGCUUAGGCCUCUCGCUUCGAGGUCCCAGACGUUGUUGGGCUAAUUCCUGGCUCCAAAAACCAUGCCCGGAUAUACAUGGGUAACACCACUGAGAGGGUGGGUCGGUCGCCAUACGCCAUUUUAUGUAUAUUAUAAAUCGUAAUUAAUUGAUCGCUAUAUAGCACCUUGUGAAAAACUUGUAAGAGAAGCUAUCACUCAUCCAAAAUUCAAAGAAACAAACUCAGCCAGCCUAACAGUUUUAGAAAAUUUGAUUUCCCAAGAAAAGACUACGAGGCCGACAACAGUUCCUUAUUACUUUGCUGUGACCCCUCAUUAUCCUCAAUAUUUUGUUCUUUUAUAUCAAAAAACGGACCAAAUUAUUAAAGAAUUCAUCAAGGUCAAGCCUAAAGGUCUCUUUUUCCAUGAAGCCUACCAUCCGAAUAUGGGAUUUUUAAUAAGCUGGUUUAAGCGCCACUGCAAUGAUCUUUCUUAUUUAAGCCAGCUCUCAAGAUCUAAACCUCCAAACAUUGAUACUUCAAAUGCUUUUCUCACCCAAAACAAACCUCCAGAGCAAGACGAAAACGCUCAAGUCGUGUCCCAAACUCCUGCUAGAACUCCUGGGUGGGGCAAUGCAACACCUUAUGAUAAAACUCCGCAUAUUGGUGCUCAGGAAUGGUCUGGCGGCAAAGACUUAACUAAAACUCCAAGAGCUGAUGAGUGGGGAAGCACAAGCAAUUUUGAAAGCUGGGGCGGCGAAGAAAAGAAGCAAGAAGCAAGCAAUUCUGCCCCUAAAAAUUCUGGAGGAUGGGGAGGAAGCUCUGGUGCAAGUCAGCCACCAGCACAAAGCUCUGGAGGCUGGGGAGGAGGAAACUCUAGUGCAAGCCAACAAAGCUCAGGAGGCUGGGGAGGAGGUGGCGAAGAAAACAAACAGAGCUCAGGCGGAUGGGGUGGAAGCAGCCAAGGCGGCCAAAGUUCUGGAGCUUCAUGGGGAGGAUCUCAAGAAAAAUCAGGCGGAAGCUGGGGAGAGUCAUCUGGAGAAUCUUGGGGCUCAUCAGCUCCACAAGUUCCGUCCACAAAUUGGGGUGGUUCUGAGGAUAAUGACCAGUCAGCAGACAGAGGCUCAAGAGGAGGCCGCGGAGGCAGAGGAAGAGGAAGGGGAUGCUUCAAAUGUGGUCAGGAAGGUCAUAUGUCUAAAGACUGCCCAAAUCCAGGAGAAAAUAAACCUAAAGGCUGCUUUAAAUGUGGUCAGGAAGGCCAUAUGUCAAGAGAAUGUCCAAAUCCAGGCGAAAGCAAACCUAAAGGCUGCUUUAAGUGCGGCCAAGAAGGCCAUAUGUCAAGAGAAUGUCCAAAUCCAGGCGAAAGUAAACCUAAAGGCUGUUUCAAAUGUGGCCAAGAAGGGCAUAUGUCAAGAGAAUGCCCCAACCCAGGCGAAAGCAAACCUAAAGGCUGCUUUAAAUGUGGCCAAGAAGGCCAUAUGUCAAGAGAAUGCCCCAACCCAGGUGAAAGCAAACCUAAAGGCUGCUUUAAAUGUGGACAAGAAGGCCACAUGUCAAGAGACUGUCCAAAUCCAGGAGAAAACAGAGGAAGAGGCAGAGGCCGAGGAAGAGGACGAAGAGAAUCUGGAGAUAACGACAGAGAAAACUCUAACUCAGGGUCUUCUGGCUGGGCUGACUCAGGAAGUUCUUCUGCAGGAUGGGGUAGCUCAGGAGGUUCUAGUGGUGGAUGGGGGGAUUCUGGAAGCACUACUCAAGCAAGCUCAUCUGGAUGGGGAGACGCAGGAAGUUCUACACAAGCAAGCUCAGGUGGCUGGGGUGGGAGUACUGAAACUACUCAAUCCUCAUCCAGUUCUUGGGGUGGAAGUACAACUCAGCCUGCUUCUUCUGGAGGCUGGGGUGAUUCAUCAACGCCUGCACCAACUACAAGCGGAGGAGGAGGAUGGGGUGGUUCAUCAUCGACAAGUUCGCAGCCAACUUCAAGUACCCCUGCAAGCUCUUCAUGGGGAAACCCUCCAGCAGAGCAAGCUCCAGCUUCGUCAUCUUGGAAUUCAGCACCAGCCCCUCAGCAGUCAUCAUGAAACUCAACACCAGCUCAAAGCAAUGAAAAGCCUGGUGAAAGCAAUACUUCUUCUUGGGGAGCCAAACCUGCUGAAAGCUCUGGAAACUCGUGGGGAAACAGUUCAAGUGGCUCUUCAUGGGGAUAA